GCAUUUGUCCCAUCAGCUCAGCUUCCCGCCUUUGAAGCCUUCGAAAUUUUUUCUUCUCCGAACCUCGAAAUCCGGUCAGGCGCCAAAGAUGGAGGGUGGAAAGUCCGUUAAGGCGAGCGGCGGCCGGAAAGCCGGUGCGAAGAGAUCCGUCGUCUCGAAGUCGGUCAAGGCUGGCUUGCAGUUCCCGGUCGGAAGGAUUGCCCGCUUCCUGAAGAAGGGCAGGUACGCCCAGAGGGUCGGCAUCGGUGCCCCCGUCUACCUCGCAGCCGUCCUUGAAUACCUCGCAGCUGAGGUCCUAGAGUUGGCUGGCAAUGCUGCUAGGGACAACAAGAAGACGAGGAUUAUUCCGAGGCAUGUUCUUCUGGCCGUGAGGAACGACGAAGAGUUGGGGAAGCUCCUGGCUGGCGUGACGAUUGCAAACGGUGGUGUUCUGCCCAAUAUCCAUUCUGUGCUGUUGCCCAAGAGGACGGAGAAGGCGUCCCAGGAAACCAAAUCCCCAAAGUCUCCAAAGAAGGCUUGAUCAUGCGUUGAUGUUCUUGUGCAACUCACGUCCUUUUCGCAUUCAUGAUUUGUUACUUUUGUAGUUGCCGGUUGUUGGUAGAUUUCUCCUUUGUAUAUAAGAGCAGGGUUGAUUUAGUGGCAGAGUUUUCUAUGUAGCCUGUCUCGGUAGGUCUAGUUUUUUCUUCUUUUAAACGGUGUAACUUCUUCCGGGUGCCUGAAAGUUGUGCAAUGAAAUGAAAAGUGUUUGUUCGACACUCA
This is a messenger RNA of Nymphaea colorata (pocket water lily), 759 nucleotides long. RefSeq names its product histone H2A-like. Gene Ontology annotation, cellular component: nucleosome. Bases 89 to 520 code for a protein of 143 amino acids. The record is from RefSeq and is a predicted model, not a curated record. NCBI's taxonomy places the organism in Eukaryota, Viridiplantae, Streptophyta, Magnoliopsida, Nymphaeales, Nymphaeaceae. Gene Ontology annotation, molecular function: DNA binding; structural constituent of chromatin; protein heterodimerization activity. The transcript is spliced from 2 exons.